AUGAUGGAAUCUCCGUAUCGUCCACAGCCUCACAACAACGAUGCCAAAGACGGCGCGGUGUCUUCCUUAUUGCCGGAAGACCAGCCAGAACCAACCUCUCCCAAACCACGUGUAUCACCGAGACAGCAACGACGAUUUUCUCCAUGGGCCGUGGAUUUGAAUUUGCAACGUGGCGGUACUACUGCUGGUACUGCACCUUCUAGUAGAACGCAAUGUUCGACAUCUUCCUGGAAAAUGAGCAUGCAACAACGUAAAGCUGUAUAUGGUGAAGUCGCGGUUGCCGAAGAUGAGGAGGAAGAAUCAGAUCAAGAGAAUGGUCUAGACCAGCCAUCAUUGGAUCAUGAUGAUGAGGGGCCAACUCCUCAACAAAAGGCCUUGCAAUAUAUUCAGGAACAACGAAAACAAAAAGAACUUGAAGCUAUUGAAAAGCAACAGAAGCAACAAGAACAACAAGAUCCACCAAGUAGUGCUGAAUCCAAGACUGCUGAAGAUUUGUCAGGUUUGGGUACCGUUCUGGAAGAUCUUGUCGAAGAGGAGGAGGAAGAAGAAGAGGUUACUAGCCCUGAUGCCAUCGAAACUGGAGUCCCUGCCACGGACACUUCCACUACUGAAGCGCCUACUACUGCUGCCGCGGUAGUCAAUGACGAAAACGAAGGUCUAUCCGAAAUGGAAAUUCAACGCAAGUUCAAGUCUUAG
Cylindrotheca closterium is the source of this 696-nucleotide messenger RNA. NCBI's taxonomy places the organism in Eukaryota, Bacillariophyta, Bacillariophyceae, Bacillariales, Bacillariaceae. The record is from the annotation of a GenBank genome assembly.